CAAUAACUCAGAGACCUACUCCAUUGCUAUGAAUAUAACGUUCAAGCUCAUAGAUUUCCCCAGACAAUGCAUCAUUCAAGUAAAGGUGUGUGCUGGGCUGGCUGGCACUGACUUGCACAAGUAUGAAGAGAAAUCCAGCACAGCCUUGAGAGAAGAGGGAAACUUCAGUUCUCUGGGUGUAGAUGAAAAUAAGGACAACGACCCACGCUCCCAGAAACACCUGCUGAAAGGAGAGUGAAAGAUAAAACCCCAGGGAACAGGAGAGGCUGUGUUUGAACCAGAAAGACGAAGAGACUUAAGACUUCAGAAUGUAACACAACCCGGAGGAGAUUCUUCUACUUCAGUUCGUCCAAUGGGUCUCUGAUUCUAAUGUGGAAUUUUAGGCUCUGGGAUGUACAAGAUGUUGCUGUGUUUCUCAGCAUCACAUUUUAUUUAUAUCACCUAGCUGGAGCCAUCUCCAUCCACUCCCCCCAGAGGAGCCUCACGCGGUCGGUGCAGGAGGAUGUGUUUUUCUCAGUAGAUGUAACCUGCAUUGGGAUCCCCACUAUACAAUGGACCUUUAUGUCAGGAGCAGUGAGCCGCACCAUAGGGACUUGGAAGCCAGGGGCGUACACCAACAUAACGGUGGAUUACAGCAGCCGAGUGCAGCAUUACAACAACGGCUCUAUGGGCCUGUCGGACCUGCAGCUGCAGGAUGCUGGAUACUACGUGGUCACUGUCACAGAUACAACAGGAAGCAGCAAGGACACUGGCUUUGUCCUGAAAGUGAACGAGGUUCUCUAUGAGGAUCUUCAGUAUCUCUCUGUGUCUGCGUUGGCUCUGGCCUGCUUGGCUGGGCUUCUUAUGCUGACCAUGUGGCUUCUCGACAAGGCCUACAGGAAGAUCAUCGUAUGGAGACGAAGGAAGCAGAUGCCAGAAAACGAUGCCACAGAGCUGCAGACUCUUGAACAGACCGCUAGCUGACAUGAGAAUUCCCCUAAAGACUGUUCAACAAACAUAACAGCACUGCAACACAAGGACUGCUAUGUUAAAAUACAUGCUGUGUAUAAAACAAGAGAAUCUGUUAUUAGUGCAGCUCAUCUCUGAUAGCAAGUAAAUUGCUCACUCAUUUUAAGAGCUGGAUUUAUGUUUAUGUUUUGUAUUGAACGCACAUGAAUUUAAAGCACACUGCUGGUGACACUGAAUGAAUGUAAAUAUGUUACAAAAUUUG
Cheilinus undulatus (humphead wrasse) is the source of this 1210-nucleotide messenger RNA. Its product is annotated as V-set and transmembrane domain-containing protein 5. Lineage: Eukaryota; Metazoa; Chordata; Actinopteri; Labriformes; Labridae. The transcript is spliced from 5 exons. Gene Ontology annotation, biological process: positive regulation of excitatory synapse assembly; filopodium assembly. Gene Ontology annotation, cellular component: plasma membrane; dendrite; axon. The record is from RefSeq and is a predicted model, not a curated record. Bases 370 to 963 code for a protein of 197 amino acids.